CUACUUUAAAAAAUGAAGUGUCUCGUUUUUUCAAUCCUGCUCUGUGCGGGCACGAUUUUCUGCAGUGCUGAAGCCAAGCUAGAAGAAAGAUUUUCAUGGAAGCAAUUGGAGUUUGAAUGGCCAAGUGAGCAAGCUGAAAAAGAAGCCAUAAGUACCGGUCACUAUGUGCCCGAGAACAAUUUGCCAUUGGGUUUGGAGCGUUGGAAUAACAAAUUAUUUGUCACUGUGCCAAGAUGGAAGGCCGGUGUUGCUGCCUCACUCAAUUAUAUAGAUCUUAACUCAGCCGAUAAAUCUCCGAAACUACGCCCUUACCCCAGCUGGGCCACUAAUACACUACCCAUCGAUGUUCAGCCACAAGAAGGUAAAACACCAGCUGGUGGUCGCUUGGAUGCAGACAAAGCGCUACCAACCGAAACCGAAUUAAAGGAUAAUGCUACCAUUAUUUCCACUUUCCGCAUACAAGUUGACGCCUGCGAUCGCCUAUGGGUGUUGGAUACCGGACUUGCAGAUAUUUUGGGUAGUCCCAAGCAAAUCACACCGAAUGCUAUCGUUAUAUUCGACUUGAAAACGGAUCAGCUAGUGCGACGUUUCGCCAUUCCAAAAGAGCAAACAAAAGAGGAUACUUUCUUCGCUAAUAUUGUGAUUGAUUCUGAUCGCAAUGAUUGCAAUAAUGCCUACGCCUAUAUACCCGACUUGGGUGCUUAUGGUCUCAUAGUUUAUUCAUUACGCGACAAUCACUCGUACCGCGUCAAGCACAAUUUCUUCCAUUUCGAUCCAUUGCAAGGUGAUUUCAAUGUUGGUGGCGUCAAUUUCCAAUGGACCGAUGGCAUAUUCGGUCUCGCUAUUGGUCCUACGAACCCUGACCAGACUAAAGAUAUAUAUUUCCAUGCUUUGGCCAGCACCAAGGAGUUCAAGGUUUCGAAUCGUGUGUUACAAAAUGAAACUCAUGUGACAAGUCCCGCAGCUUAUUACGAUUUCAAAUUUGUUGGUGAUCGUGGCAUGAAUGGACAAUCAACAGCGGAAGUGUACGACAAAGAGACUGGUGUUCUAUUCUAUACUCAAGUAAAUAAGGACGCCAUUGCCUGUUGGAAUGUAAAUCGUCCAUAUGAUUCGGAAUCACAAGGCCUUAUCGAUUCCGAUUCACAUACGCUUGUGUUCCCCAACGAUAUGAAAAUCGACAAUGAAGGUACAAUAUGGGUGCUCUCAGACAAGAUGCCUUUGUAUUUGUACAAAGAAUUGGAUCCAGCAGCAGUAAACUAUCGCAUUUUAAGCGGCAACAAUCGUGAUCUAAUCAAGGGCACGCCAUGUGAAGUGCCAGAGGAGUCAAAGCGAUAUCUUUGAAUAUCCAUUUGUGGGAAAGAAGUAAUGCAGAAAAAACUAUCCUCCGGUAGACGACGUCGUAUGGAUGAUACUUUCACUGUUGCAGCUGAACACAUUUACAUUUAAGUACAUAUUUGUGUAAUACAAACAUUAAAAUGCACAUUUCAAUGCACAAUAGAUUUUAAGUUAUUUUUAUAUGCAAAUACUUUUGCAUCUACUAUUUUUCAUUUUAAAAAUGUUUAUAUACACGAAUUGUGAUUUCAAGCAGCAAUAAAAAUUUAUUAUAUUUUAAAAAGGAAA
This is a messenger RNA of Anastrepha obliqua, 1620 nucleotides long. Its product is annotated as protein yellow. Gene Ontology annotation, cellular component: extracellular region. Lineage: Eukaryota; Metazoa; Arthropoda; Insecta; Diptera; Tephritidae. The transcript is spliced from 3 exons. The record is from RefSeq and is a predicted model, not a curated record. Bases 13 to 1341 code for a protein of 442 amino acids.